Molecule: messenger RNA, 1252 nt
Organism: Marmota monax (woodchuck)
Lineage: Eukaryota; Metazoa; Chordata; Mammalia; Rodentia; Sciuridae
Gene: Gfra4
Product: GDNF family receptor alpha 4
Exons: 7
Coding region: 1-954 (317 amino acids)
Biological process (GO): nervous system development
Cellular component (GO): external side of plasma membrane; signaling receptor complex
Molecular function (GO): glial cell-derived neurotrophic factor receptor activity
Source: RefSeq, a predicted model, not a curated record
AUGGCACACUGCUUGGGGCCUGUGCUGCUGCUGCUGCUGCUGCCACUACUACUACUACUGGGGUCUGCAAGCUCCGCUGGGGGGAACCGCUGCGUGGACGCUGCAGAAGCGUGUACAGCCAACGCGCUGUGCCAGCGGCUGCGCACCAAGUACGUGGCUCAGUGUCUGGGUCAGGUCGCACAAGGGAGCUGCCCCCGCUCCCGCUGCCACAGCGCCCUGCGCCGCUUCUUUUCCCUCGGUCCUCAGGCGCUCACCCACGCGCUGCUCUUCUGUCCAUGUACGAGCCCCGCGUGCGCCGAGCGACGGCGCCAAACCUUCGUACCCGCCUGUGCCUUCUCGGGGCUGGGCCAUGAGCCGCCCUCCUGCCUUGCAGCCUUGGACGCUUGCGAGAAGAGCCUGGUCUGCAGGCCCCGGCUCCUGGCUUUUCAGGCCUCUUGCGCGUCGACCCCCAGCUCCCAAGACGGUUGCCUGCGGGACCAGGGCCCCCGUUGCCUGCGCGCCUACGCGGGCCUGGUGGGCACCGCGAUCACCCCCAACUACGUGGACAACACGAGCGCGCGGGUGGCUCCCUGGUGCGACUGCAGAGCCAGCGGAAACCGGCAUGAGGAGUGCGAAGCCUUCCGGGGGCUCUUUACAAGGAACCGCUGCUUGGAUGGUGCCAUACAAUCCUUUGACAGCCAAUGGCCCCCAAUCCUGCAGGACCAGCUGGAUUCCCACCACAACCCUGGGCAGCGCCUCUUACAGGCCCCUGGAAGGGAGCUCCUUGCAGUCCAUACUCCCUGUUCUGGCUCUCCAGUCCUUGCUCUAAGACAGCAGACCUUGGACCACAAGGUCCCUUUCUUCAUAGACCUUGAGACAACUGGAUUCUCUCACUGGGGAGGCACAGGAGAGGGUCACCUUUGCAGAGGCCUCACUAGCAUCCCAAGAUUACCAUCUGGACUCCUGGAACUCUAAGAAACUGUGUCAGCCUCCCAGGCAGGUAGCACCCUAAGGAAUGCAUGGAAAUAGACUCCCUCUAGCACUGCAGCCUUUGAGGGCAUCCUCCCAGAUAGGCAAAAACUGCACCCCAGAACUAAUGUUGGCAGAGUGAUUCCUGUCCAUGAUAUGCUGCUUGGUGGGCACCCCCUGGAGUGAAAGAAUCCAGUCCCUACCCUGCCCCUGCUUUGAACUGGCACUUGGUCAUCCAUUUUCCCCCAUGGUUUCCCCAGCACUAGAAAUAGUGCUGUGCUCAAUAAACCCACAUGCACUGAGA